UUCUACUUUAGCCUGAAAAUGGAUCAAUUUAUUAAUACUCCAGGGCCCUCCGGUACCUCUCAGGCUCUCGAUCUCACCGAAUCACAGCCCCUUGAUCUUACCUCUGGUUCUCUAGCCCCUAAACAGCCCAAAAAGAGACGAAGAGGCAUGACAGAAGCUGAUUGCCGAGUACUACGGAGGUACAAGUAAUCCCAUCCUAAAGCUAUGCAUACUAAUCUUAUUAAGUGGUUCCAGGACGAGUUCCACUACAAAAUCAACUAAUCUACUGUUUCCUUUAGCCUUAGUACUCAAUUCGAUUACCUUAAUACCAAUAUACGAAAAGAUACAAGCCUUACGGGUCAACGUUUGAGCCAAUCUGAUUGGCCUGAUCUUGAAUUAGUACUCUUUGAAUAGCAGCAGAAGAUACAGUAGCAAAAAGCGAUAAUUACAGGCGAUAUUCUCAAGUAAAAGGCAUAUGAAAUCUG
This is a messenger RNA of Hyaloscypha bicolor E, 464 nucleotides long. RefSeq lists its product as uncharacterized. NCBI's taxonomy places the organism in Eukaryota, Fungi, Ascomycota, Leotiomycetes, Helotiales, Hyaloscyphaceae. The record is from RefSeq and is a predicted model, not a curated record. The transcript has a single exon. The coding region runs from base 19 to 189 and encodes 56 amino acids.